This is a messenger RNA of Poecile atricapillus (Black-capped chickadee), 1845 nucleotides long. It is a transcript of the gene SNF8, whose product is annotated as SNF8 subunit of ESCRT-II. Gene Ontology annotation, biological process: protein transport to vacuole involved in ubiquitin-dependent protein catabolic process via the multivesicular body sorting pathway. The record is from RefSeq and is a predicted model, not a curated record. Gene Ontology annotation, cellular component: ESCRT II complex. Lineage: Eukaryota; Metazoa; Chordata; Aves; Passeriformes; Paridae. The coding region runs from base 43 to 804 and encodes 253 amino acids. The transcript is spliced from 8 exons.
GGCCGGUGACGUCAGGGCGCGCGCGCCGGCGGCGGGGCCGGGAUGCACCGGCGGGGGGUGGGGGCGGGGGCGAUCGCCAGGAGAAAACUGACCGAGGCCAAGUACAAGGAGCGAGGGACGGUGCUGGCCGAGGAUCAGCUGGCCCAGAUGUCCAAGCAGCUGGAGACGUUCCGGACGCACCUGGAGGCGUUUGCCAGCAAGCACAAGCAGGAGAUCCGGAAGAGCCCGGAAUUCCGGCUGCAGUUCCAGGACAUGUGCGCCACCAUCGGCGUGGAUCCCCUGGCCUCUGGAAAAGGUUUCUGGGCGGAGAUGUUGGGAGUCGGGGAUUUCUACUACGAGCUGGGGGUGCAGAUCAUCGAGGUGUGCCUGGCGCUGAAACACCGCAACGGAGGGCUGAUCACGCUGGAGGAGCUGCAGCAGCAGGUGCUGAAGGGGAGGGGGAAAUUCGCUCAGGACGUCAGCCAGGAUGAUCUGCUCCGGGCCAUCAAGAAGCUGAAGGUUUUGGGGAAUGGAUUUGGGAUCAUCCCGGUGGGAGGAACAUUCCUGGUGCAGUCGGUGCCAGCGGAGCUGAACAUGGAUCACACGGUGGUGCUGCAGCUGGCAGAGAAAAAGGGAUUUGUGACGGUCAGCGAGAUCCGGGCCAGCCUCAAGUGGGAGACGGAGCGAGCGAAGCAGGUUCUGGAGCAGCUGCUGAAGGAGGGCAUGGCCUGGCUGGACGCUCAGGCUCCGGCUGAGCCGCAGUUCUGGCUGCCCGCGCUCUUCCCUGAGCUGCUCGCCCAGGACGGAGCCGCCCCGCAGCCCUGAGCGCGCCGGGAUCAUCGGGAAUUCCAGCUGGGAUCCUCGGGAAUUCCAGCUGGGAUCAUCGGGAAUUCCAGCCGGGAUCCUCGGGAAUUCCAGCCGGGAUCCUCGGGAAUUCCAGCCGGGAUCCUCGGGAAUUCCAGCUGGGAUCAUCAGGAAUUCCAGCUGGGAUCCUCGGGAAUUCCAGCUGGGAUCAUGGGGAAUUCCAGCUGGGAUCAUCAGGAAUUCCAGCUGGGAUCCUCGGGAAUUCCAGCCGGGAUCCUCGGGAAUUCCAGCUGGGAUCAUCAGGAAUUCCAGCCGGGAUCAUCGGGAAUUCCAGCUGGGAUCAUGGGGAAUUCCAGCUGGGAUCAUCGGGAAUUCCAGCUGGGAUCAUGGGGAAUUCCAGCUGGGAUCAUCGGGAAUUCCAGCUGGGAUCCUCGGGAAUUCCAGCUGGGAUCAUGGGGAAUUCCAGCUGGGAUCAUCGGGAAUUCCAGCUGGGAUCAUGGGGAAUUCCAGCCGGGAUCAUCGGGAAUCCUGGCUGGGAUCCUCGGGAAUUCCAGCUGGGAUCAUGGGGAAUUCCAGCUGGGAUCAUGGGGAAUUCCAGCUGGGAUCAUGGGGAAUUCCAGCUGGGAUCAUGGGGAAUUCCAGCUGGGAUCAUCGGGAAUUCUAGCUGGGAUCAUCGGGAAUCCUGGCUGGGAUCCUCGGGAAUGCCAGCCAGAAUCCUUGGGAAUCCUGGCUGGAAUCGUCUGGAAUCCCUGCUGGAAUCCUCCGCAAUCCUGGCCAGAGACCUCAGCAAUACCGGCUGGAAUCCUCCGGAAUCCCUCCUGGAGACCUUGGGAAUCCCUCCCAGAAUCCUCGGGAAUCCCCCCUGGAAUCCCUUCUGGAAUCCUCCAGAAUCCUGGCUGGAAUCCUCCAGAAUCCUGGCUGGAAUCCUUCCUGGAAUCUCUCCCAGGAUCCUUGGGAAUCCUUCUUGGGAUCCUCAGGAAUCCCUCCCGGAAUCCUCGGGAUCCCUCCUGCCCCCGCAAUCCCAGGGACAGCGGGACUGGGAAUAAAGUUUUGUAAAAGGUU